Messenger RNA from Lycium barbarum (goji berry), 399 nucleotides. RefSeq lists its product as uncharacterized. The record is from RefSeq and is a predicted model, not a curated record. The transcript is spliced from 3 exons. The coding region runs from base 1 to 399 and encodes 132 amino acids. Lineage: Eukaryota; Viridiplantae; Streptophyta; Magnoliopsida; Solanales; Solanaceae.
AUGGCUAAAGUUUUCACAGCUUUUCCUACUGCUAUCUUUAAUGAGAAUGCUCGAAUUUCGAUGCUGUCUGGUGACAACUUUACUGAAUGGAAGGAGAAAGUCCUUCUCACUUUAGGGUGCUCGGAUUUCGAUUUGGCAAUCCGUGUGGAAGAACCACCUAAACCCACGGAAUCAAGUACGCCAGAUGUUAAGGCUUAUUAUGAGCGGUGGGAACGAUCUAAUCGCUUGAUCUUGAUGCUCAUAAAGGCUCAUAUAAGCCAAAGCAUUAGGGGUUCCAUCCCUAAUAGCGAUAAGGUCAAAGCUUAUAUGAAGGUCGUUUCUGGUCAUAACUAUGACAAGAGACAUGAUGUUUCCAAUUUGAGUAUUAUCAAUGUUGAUGGUGGGGAUCGUGUGCAUUAG